AUGUCCUAUGGGAAAUGUAUGUAUAUGGUCCACUUUCUCCUGUAGAGGAGAACUCGCGAAAAUUUCUGCCGGCGCUGGCUAAAGGGGCUCAUGAUCGGCGCGCUGCAAAGCCGAUUGACCAAAGGUGGCCAAGAACUUCCCCAUCGAUUUUGCCUAGAAAGAGACUGAAAAGGGCGGUCAGUCAGCAUUUCCAGACUCCUUCUCGCUGACAUUCCUCCGAAGCUGGGACAAAGUCCGUAGCUACCUCACAAGCACUUCUUCGUAGCCCGUCAAACCGAGCAACAGGGGCUCCCAGCUCGCCUCGCUCGUCCACCUCCGACGGAAUCGACUAUGGAUCGUCCGACGAGUCGGACACGAUCGAUGUCGUUCAUGAUCGCCAUAAAGAUACAUCAAGAGCGGCACUCAUCGCCCAGGUCAAGCCUUUUCUAUCUGUUUCAGCGAGCUCGACGCCUUCGAAUACCGGGAGCUUUGCCUCACCCUUGGGCUUCCUCUCCUCGGCCUCGACAUCUCCAAACUAUCGCCGUGGUGACCGAGCAAAAUCUAUCUCCACAUCUUUGAACCAGAUCAGAAUUCCCGUCACAACGCCGAGAUCAUUACGAUCGCCUCUGCUCAUUGGACACGUUUUUGCUGUCGUGGUCCUCUUUGGGCUCAUGCUUCGAUCGGGCGGCGGUUCGGUCUCGGCGGGCUCGGCGGGCAUCAGUGCAGCGGCGCUCGACGCGCAGCGCAACAUCCGGGGCAAGCUCGCCGUCGACUUUGAGUCUCACGAAAGCCCCGAGGGGUGAAAAUGCAAUCCUUUCAAAGAGCUCGGUAGCUUUGCACGUCGACGUUCAAAAAGAUGUAAGUCGGCAUCUGGCAAUUUCGACGAAGACUGUGAACCCUCUACUUUGAUGAAGGAUUUGUUGGACCAUCUCGCCAUCAGACGCAGCCGGCAAAACUCGUGGCAGAAGAAGCCUGUGAUCGAGGAGCCUUUCCCUUGGCUCAUCAACGCCACAGUCAUCUUGCAUGGUGAGCAUGGUCCUUGCUUGCACAUAAAGCAAUCGGUGAGACUGAACUGUUUGAUUGGACUUUGUGCAGGUGACUCGAUGGAUCGACUGCAUAACAAUGUCUGGUGCGAAUUCGUGGGGGGAAACAAAAUUAACGUCGAUCCCGACCACCCUUGGUCACCUCCAAUCGUGCGCAAAGAAAUUCCGACCAUCUUGGGUGACGAUGGAAAAGAGACACGGGAUUCUAUCGAUGCCAAGGCGGCGCGUGCGCAGUCCGAGGACCAAUGGGGAUCGCGAAGGGGUCAUAACUGGUUCCAGACUCGGCCGUGGGUUUGCGAUCUCCAGGAGUACAAUGCAACCGUCAUCAACGUCUUCACCUGGGUGAGUGCAGAGGAUGCAUAGUGCUUGACCUUCAGAGCUAGAGAACUUAUACUCAAAGUCAUGGGAUGCUCGACAGGGCGUUCUGCAAGACAUGGAAGCCAUCUACGCCGGCGAAGACUUUUUCCACAGCCCUUCGACCUACAUGGAGCGCUUCGACCACAACAUGGUCCCGCUUCUCAAGAACGUCGCCAAAGGAUUGAACCGACCUUCGGUCAUGGAACCUUCCUUGAUUGAACUUUCAGCCGGGUUUUGGGACUUGCGAGCCAUGACCGAGUUGGAUUUCAUCGCUGCUGGGAUCUCUCGACCUUAUCCACAAGACUCGAGCAUCCCCUUCGGUUCGAUCGGUAAAGAUCGCGAAGAACAGUGGUCAACCAACAUGCGUCACGCGCUUGAACACGUUGCGCAAAUCUUCCAAGGCCCCCAUGCUGUGCGCGAAGGUCCCCCAAUCAUGCUGCGUUCGCUCCACCACCCCAAACGCAAUAACUACACGCCUUACACUCGUGCCUUCGCCUUGGAUCAAUUGACGAGCAAGUUGGUCCAUGAUUUGCGAGUCGAGUCAGUCGUUUCCCAUCCCACCAUGUUCCGAUCAAUGAAGAAUCAUCUUCAACAAACAUGGAAGCAGAAGCAAAAGCGUCAGGACAACGAUGAGGAAGCUGAGGAGGCGGCCAUCGAUUUUGGCUUCGAUGACCGACUGCGCAUCGAUGAGAUUGGGCCUUUGUUGCGUGGUCAGGACGAUCAAUUCAAGGAUUUCUUGCACCCCAACCCUAUUCCGGGGUCUUAUCUUUGGAGUGAUAUCAUGAUGUACGAGCUCAAGCGAGCCUUCGAAAAGGUUGGAAGAACGUACGCUUGA
This is a messenger RNA of Microbotryum saponariae, 2214 nucleotides long. NCBI's taxonomy places the organism in Eukaryota, Fungi, Basidiomycota, Microbotryomycetes, Microbotryales, Microbotryaceae. The record is from the annotation of a GenBank genome assembly.